AUGUCUGACCAUAUCUUCUAUAUUUACUCAAACCUGUCCUCUGUUCCCUGGGAGGGCAGUGCAACAGCAGCAGUUGCUCCCGUUUCUCCUCCUACACCUGGUCACUACCAUGUCCUCUACCGAGGGUGUGGAAAAACGCAGUUGGGCCGGCAUGAGGAGACAUACUGCCUAGUUGGUGGCUACGGGGCCUAUGGGGAUGUUCCUUUGGCCAAGCCAGCAAAGGUGGAAGCAGAGACGCCAGUCUCCAGACGUUGUCCCAAGAGAAAGCACAAUCCGGAAAAGUUGGACAAAGACCUGGGUUGCUCCAGAACCAAAACCCAGCGAUUGCAGCAUUCAAGCAGCUCAGGAAUACAAGGUGCUUUGAUUCUAAAGCACGGUGGCCCAACCUCUGGUCACAUCCCCUCUGCAACAACCCCAGUGAACGAGUGUCCCAUCUUUGCUUUUUCAAGGUCGGCAACAGGGAGUCCCCUCCUAAAGAAGGUUCUCUCUCAUUGCCACCCUAUGAAAGGCUGCCCCAAAGGUGGUUCCUUCCUGUGGGUCUGA
Orcinus orca (killer whale) is the source of this 543-nucleotide messenger RNA. Its product is annotated as DPEP2 neighbor protein-like. The transcript has 2 exons. Bases 1 to 543 code for a protein of 180 amino acids. Lineage: Eukaryota; Metazoa; Chordata; Mammalia; Artiodactyla; Delphinidae. The record is from RefSeq and is a predicted model, not a curated record.